Messenger RNA from Motacilla alba alba, 3092 nucleotides. Its product is annotated as rac GTPase-activating protein 1-like. Gene Ontology annotation, biological process: signal transduction. The record is from RefSeq and is a predicted model, not a curated record. The transcript has 15 exons. The coding region runs from base 314 to 2305 and encodes 663 amino acids. Lineage: Eukaryota; Metazoa; Chordata; Aves; Passeriformes; Motacillidae.
GCUGCCACCUGCACCCCGGGCUAUCCCACGCCCUAAGAUCCCGGGAAUGCUGCCCCGCGCCGGCAGCCCCCGGGGCGGCGGGUCGGAGCCCGGUGGCGGCGGGAGGCGGAGGCGGGGCCGGGACGGGCUCCACCCCGGCCCCCGGCCCACAUAGGCCGGCCGGGAGGGGCCCUCGCCCCCGCCGUCCCGAGGCCCCACGGAGUAUCCCGGCGGUCGGAGGAAAGCGUGGGGCAGGAGCUGCGGGUGGAUACGUGGAAAGGGGGUGCCUGGCUGCGGGGGCCCGGCCCGGCCCCGUCCCGUCCCGGGCGGCGGGAUGCUGCGGCAGCGUUGCGGGCGGCUCCUGGCCCGGCUGGAGCAGGGGCUGCAGCUCCUGGAGCUCGGCGGCAGCGUGGAGGAAGACUACAUCCGGAUCGCUCGGAGCUUUGAGGCGACGCGCCAGAGAUGCUGCCGGCUGGAGCAGGACGGGCGUCGUGCCCGCGAGCAGCUGGCCCGUGUGGAGGCCGAGCGGGCAGCGCUGGAGGUGAAGCUCAAGCACGCCCGAAACCAAGUGGAGGUGGAGAUGAAGAAGCGGCACCGGGCGGAGGCUGAGCUGGAGAAGCAGGAGCGAAAACUUCAGCUGGUCUUUGAGCUGCUGAUGCGGGAACCAUGGGGCAACGAGGCACUGAGCAGGGAGCAGUGCUCUGUUCUCAGUGCCCUGGCUGGCCGGCGCCUUGGGGCAGCCUUGGCACCCAUCAGGAGGUCAUCUGCAGUGGACGAGUCGUGCCAGUCCCUCCUGUCCCACUCGGAUAUCAGCUAUGACCGCACUGAGGAUGAUGUGGAUGUUGAGAUGACGGUGGUGCAGACCCUGAAGCGCAAAGCUCCGGACAGGCAGCGUGUGUCCCUGGCCCCUCAGGUUGGCCCUGUGGUGAUGGCAAAGCGGCACCGCUCUUCUGUGGUACCCCAUAAUGCUAUGAGUGUCCCCUCUAUGCCCCCUCCUGCUGAGGUCCCAGGCCCUGCUGACAGCCUCCUGCCUGCUGUUCUGGUGCCUCAACGCCGCUCUCGCCAGGGACAUCGUGUCUCCACACAUGCAGGUCUCCCUCCACGGCCUCCUCCAUCUGCAGAGCUGACCACAGUUUGGGGCACCAGUGAAGACCUGGGCUGCCAUGCUGUGGGGCAGGAGAGCCACACUGAGGGCAGCUCAGCGGGACAGCCAGCACCAGUCCCCUUCUCACCUCCACGGAGUCUCCCCCCAGUCCAGCACAAGUUCACCUCCAAAACGGUGAUCCGCCCUGAGCCGUGUGGUGUCUGUGGUUCCCGCAUCCGCUUUGGGAAGACUGCCAUCAAGUGCUGCCAGUGCCAGCUGCUGCUGCACACCAAGUGUCAGGAGCAGUGCCCCAGCCUCUGCAUACCCAGGCCUCACCAGCACGCCUGGCCCCGGGAGGGUGUGCUGGCUGACUUCGCGCCCUCCACGCCGCCCCUGGUGCCCGCGCUGGUGGUGCAGUGUGUGACCGAGGUGGAGAAACGAGGCUUGACAGAGACAGGGCUGUACCGGGUGCCAGGCGCGGAGCAGCUGGUGCGGGAGUGGAAGCGGAAGCUGCUGCGGGCUGGGGGUGCACUGCCUGCCCUCAGCAGUGUGACUGACAUCCAUGUGGUGUGCGGGGUGCUCAAGGAUUUUCUGCGGGGACUCAAGGAACCAUUGGUCACCUUCAGCCUCCAUCCUGCCUUCCUGAGGGCUGCUGGUGAGCAGGGGUUGCCGGUGAGGGAGGGGGAAGGGACUGCUUCUGCCCUAACACUGCUCCCUGGCGCUGCCACAGACAUCCCCGAUGAUGCUGCCGGUGACACGGCCCUGCGCCAUGUGGUAAGCAAGCUGCCCCCAGCCAACAGGGAUACCCUGGCCUUCCUCAUGCUGCACCUGCUCAGGGUCUCACACAGCCCUGACUGCAAGAUGGAUGUGCUCAACCUGUCCCGUGUGUUUGGCCCUACGCUGGUGGGACACAGCUCAGGCAACCCCACACCGCUCGCCAUCAUGGAGGACACGCCUCGGCAGUGCAAGGUGGUGGCUCGACUCCUUUCAUUGCCACCCAGCUUCUGGAGAGGCUUUGUGGAGACAGAGCAGGAGAACCUGGUGCCAAUGCCAGCCCUGGGAGGCGAAUGUGAACCCUUCUUCCAGCCCACUGCCUCUCCGGAGCCCAAGUUAGGCCAGCUGAGCCCAGCUGGUGCCUGCUGCCUCCCCAGCACCCUGAGGAGCUGCGUGGGCAAGGCCAGCCGGCCCCCGCAGGGGCCAACCCCGAGGAAGGUGGGCCGGUUCUUCCCUUCUCCUGUGUAGCCUGCAGCAGUGGCUCCCUCGGGACGGGAGCUGGCACUGGAGGAGGAGCAAAGACUGCAGGACCAGGCAGCUGCCUGUGGGGUGACAGUGCCGAGCUCAAAGCUCUGCUCUGCUUCCCUGGGGACUGGGGAGCAGAGCUGGCUCUGUCCAGCUGUGGUGGCAGGGACACUACACUAGUGCUUGUACUUUGAAUCAGGUUUGUAUUAAAUGUUUGCAGCAAAACACACCUGGCUGUGGCUGCUGUCUGUCCUGCCCUGCUGCUGCCACGGGCUGGGGCUCACUGGAGCUUGGCUGUGCAGCAGACAAGAGCUGAGCAAUGCUCCCCAGAACCUCUGCUUUGGGAGGGCAGGCAGAGCCCCCUCCCACCCGAGCUGAAGCCCUGUUCUUCAGCUCUGACGUCCUGGAUGUGGGAGGCCCCUCUCUGAACCCAGAUGUUGGCCUCAAGUAAUUGGAGCUGUUACUGCUAAGGGCAGGACAACCUUAAAGUGUUUCCAGACUUCCUGGCACCUCAGUGGAGGCCUCUUUAACUCCUUCCUCCCCUUCAGCUCAGGCAGUGCUAGAGGUGCACAAGGCCCAAGCAGGGCUGGGAUGUACAGCUCUUUCCCUCCGAGAGGGGGAAGCAGGAUCAUGCUGUGAUAGCAAUGUCCCAGGAAAGGCUUGUUCCCCAGAUAACUCUGCAGAAGGGGCAACCAGUGCAGAGGGCAUUUAGGGAAAAGAGGCAUUACACAACGGGGAUAAGAACGGCCCCUGUGCCACAUCAAGCAGCCAAUAAACCUUUGUCCCUAUU